Glossina fuscipes is the source of this 1495-nucleotide messenger RNA. It is a transcript of the gene Gadd45, whose product is annotated as growth arrest and DNA damage-inducible protein GADD45 alpha. The record is from RefSeq and is a predicted model, not a curated record. Gene Ontology annotation, cellular component: cytoplasm; nucleus. Bases 191 to 688 code for a protein of 165 amino acids. The transcript has a single exon. Gene Ontology annotation, biological process: regulation of cell cycle. NCBI's taxonomy places the organism in Eukaryota, Metazoa, Arthropoda, Insecta, Diptera, Glossinidae.
GUGAAAAAAAAACAAAAACCAAAAGCAUCAAAUAAAACUUGAAAGAGCAAGAAAUUUUAUUAAAGUAUAAUUUACAAGAACUCAUUAGGGACGCCCCUUCGUAAAAAACAACAAAAUACAUUAUAACAAAAGCAUCAAAAUAACAGCAAGUGGUAAACAAGUGCUUGACAAAAACAAAUUCACUAACAAUAUGGUCGUUGAAGAAACAAAAAUACAAACAUAUCAAGAAGAAAGCAUGACUUUGAAAAGCAUGGCUAUCAAUGAAAUGGAUUACUCAAGAAUUGGACGUACCGUUAGGACGGCAUUGGUUAAAGCCCAGAGCGAGUCUCGUCUUAUCGUAGGCCUUAGUGCGGCUGUUACGGUGCUAUCUAAAGCAGCGGAAGGUACACUUUUCUGUUUGCUAGCUGAACCUCAAGAUGGUGACUCAGCGACUCAUAUGCAUGAAGUAUUACUGGAAGCUUUCUGUUAUGAAAAUGACAUUUACGUUAUCAAAGUUGAUUGCCCGAUUAAGCUGAGUCGUAUUUUGGGCAAAACUUCUAUCGAAUCUUGUUGUCUUAUACAAAAAACCUGGACCGGUGAUAAUAACAAUGAGGAACUGCUUAAUAAACCGGAAACUCUGUUAGUUGAUUAUUGUGAAGCUUUCUGGGAUGCACCAACAUCUACGGUUAUAAAGUUACCGAAUGUGUGAUGCGACGACGUGUCGGUGAACUUUUAAUGUGCAUGGAAAUAACACCCCUCGAUUACGGUAAUGGGGGGAGGAAUAUAUUUCUUUAGAAAAACACAAACAUACGAACAUAAAUAGAAUCCCGGCUGAACGCUGAAAACGUUUGGAGAUUUAUAUAAUGCUAUUGUGAUAUAAAUGCAUGAACCGAUGUUUAAGUGUUUAACGCAAUUUAUUUAAUUCUAAAAAACAACAACAACAACAACGACAACAACAACAAUUUUUUUUUGGAGAUCUGAUGAUACAUAGGCAAGGUUAACGGUACAUUAUAUCUCUAUAGGAGAAUGGGAAACAAUCUACAAUGAAAUAAAUAAAUAAACAAUUAAUUCUAUUGUUAUAAUUAAUUAAACUUAUAUAUUUUGUAAAUGUGUUGUAGAAUUCAAUUUAUUCAUAAAGUAUUCUAAAGAGACAUAAUUAAAUGGUUAAGAAUCUAAAUAUGUUAAGCCUAACAGAAUUUAGAGGUUACAACCAGUGCGAGAGAGAGUUGAUCAACUUGAAUCAAUUAAAAUAAAAUGAAAAAAAAACCCAUUUCUUGUAAACUAUAAAAAAAUAGUUUUGACUUUUUUUUAUUUUUUUUUAUAUAGAGAAGGCGUUUAGGUAAAACGCGUAAUCAUUUUUUUUUUUUUUUAUUUUUCCUGUAAAUUAUGAUUGUUUGCGUUAAAGUCACUAUUAAAAGGAACAGUUUUGUUGUUAAUAAAAAAAAUUUUAUUAAAAAAUUACAUUUUAUAUUUUUUGUUAUUUAUGAUUAAUAUGCAAAUUUGUUGUUAUGCUAGC